Messenger RNA from Sus scrofa (pig), 2954 nucleotides. The record is from RefSeq and is a predicted model, not a curated record. Lineage: Eukaryota; Metazoa; Chordata; Mammalia; Artiodactyla; Suidae.
GCCGUGUGGCUCCUGGCUAAGCUUGGUGUCCAGAGCCCCUCUUCCCCAGUUACCGGCUCCAGCUGUCAGUGCAACGUGGAGGUGGUCAGAGCACUCACCGUGAUGCUGCACAGACAGUGGCUGACGGUGCAGAGGGCGGGGGCGCUCCCGAGGACUGACCAGCAGAAGCGGACAGUGCGGUGUCUGCGGGACACAGUGCUGCUGCUGCACAGCCUGUCCCAGAAGGACAAGCUCUUCACUGUGCACUGCGUGGAGGUCCUGCAUCAGUACGACCAGGUGAUGCCAGGGGUCAGCUUGCUGAUUCGAGGGCUUCCUGACGUGACAGACUGUGAAGGUGAGCCGGCAAGACGGCCCCUCCCUGCCCAGCCCACGUUUGGGGUUUGCCCUGGAGUCUAUGGGCAGGUCAGCCCUCCCCACCUUAGGUCAGCAGCCCUCCGUGCUCACGGCCUUUGCCAGCACUGGGGCCAUUCUUGUCUUCCUGCUCCGGUUCUUCUCUGAGUAUUAUCAGCCUGCCUUUUGCUCCUAUCUGUUGAAUCAGCCUGGCAGAACCACGGUUUUUCCAGAAACAUCCCUGUCUGAAUUGCCUUUGUAUCACUUUGCUUGCAGUAGCUGAGGGAGCAAGGCCUGGGCAUGGAAGGGACUGGUUAGUUCCUGUGGGCCUGGGUGUGGGAGGAGAGGUGGACUUGCUGCAGUCCCAGCGCCUUUAGGCCUUGGCCACAGAACCUUCUUCUCUUUUGGCUCAGAGGCAGCCCUGGAUGACCUCUGCGCCACAGAGCCCGAUGUGGACGACCCUGAGAUGGACUGUGGCUGAGGCCGGGUGAACAUCGAGCCACAUGGUGGCACCAGCGCCACUCAUUUCCUUACCUCAUCCACUGAUUAAAAGCAGUGACUGGCUGUUUGAGAACAUACCAGCCUUUGUUUCCUGAGUCUGAUGUGUGUCAGCUGAUUGGGAGGGACAGAGUAGGAGCGGGAUCCAAGGAAACUGGGAUCCUUCUUACUGUCCCUGGAGGGAGCUGAGAUCCAGCCCCUUGGUGAUGAAUCUGCUCUGAGGAAGCAGCCCUGCUCUGCCCUGCCUGUGGAAUUGCCCUGAGUCAUCGCAUUGGGCUGAGGCCAUGGUUAGAAACCAUUGUGUGGCAGAGAAGGAGGCAGCCCUUCAGCCCAGGCCUAAACCAGGGAGGCCUGGGAAAGUGGGGCCAAGGGGUGGGUACAAACGCCAUGGCAGGGGCUCCCGGCAGGCUUGAGUCCUGGAGCUCGCCUUCCCGGAUAGCCCUGUCCCCUGCUGUCCAGGGGUCCUGGUGCACUGUGCCAGACAGAGAUCUGAGAAGGCCUUUGAGGCAGUACUGUGGGUGCCUGGGGAGGGAACGGGUGUUGGCAAGAGGGACAGCCCAGCAGGCUGACGAGCAGGGGCGGGCUUUGCUCACACCAGCUCCUGGGCGGGCUCAGGCCCAGUUUCACUUCCCGCCACUGCUGCCAGCAGCAAGAACCAGCCAGAGAGCAUUCACCCUGAGUCAUUGCUGCCUGCCUGCUGUUCGGUGAGGACCCCCAAGGGGAUGGGGUAGGGUGGGAGGGCUGUGGGUACCUGCUCCCCCACACACACCAGGCUAAGUGGGUUCUAGGGGAGGAGCCAAACCUUCCCCUGAUCAGAUAGCUGAGUAUGCUGAUCCCACAAAGGAAGCCACCGCACCUUCUCUGGCUUCCUGCCCACCCACCCCCUACCCUCCUUUCCUCUUAUCACUGGGCACUCACCCUCCCCACCCCCACCCCAUGCUCCUCCCCAGGCUCAGCGCCAGAUACCUACCAUGGGCUCGCAGGCCCUGCCCCAGGCUCCCGUGCAGACCCUCAUCUUCUUGGACCUGGAGGCCACUGGCCUGCCCUUCUCCCAGCCCAAGGUCACGGAGCUAUGCCUGCUAGCUGUCCAUAGAUGUGCCCUGGAGAGCCUUCCCAUCCCACAGGGGCCUUCUCCCACGGUGCCACCGCCACCUCGGGUGCUGGACAAGCUCUCCCUGUGCGUGGCUCCAGGGAAGGCCUGCAGCCCUGCAGCCAGCGAGAUCACUGGCCUGAGCACAGCUGUACUGGCUGCACAUGGGCGUCAGUACUUCGAUGCCAACCUGGCCAAUCUCCUCCGAGCCUUCCUGCAGCGCCAGCCACAGCCCUCGUGCCUCGUGGCACACAACGGUGACCGCUACGACUUCCCCCUGCUCCAGGCAGAGCUGGCCAUGCUGGGCCUUGCCAGUGCUUUGGAUGACACCUUCUGUGUGGAUAGUAUUGCAGCCUUGAAGGCCCUGGAGCAAGCUGACGGCUCCUCGGAGCACGGCCCAAGGAAGAGCUACAGUCUGGGCAGCAUCUAUACACGCCUGUAUGGCCAGGCUCCACCAGACUCACACACGGCUGAGGGUGAUGUCCUAGCCCUGCUCAGCAUCUGUCAGUGGAGGCCACGGGCCUUGCUACGGUGGGUAGAUGUUCAUGCCAGGCCUUUCAGCACCGUCAAGCCGAUGUACGUGGUCACAGCCUCUACUGGAACCAACCCAAGGCCAUCUGCUGCCAAGGCCACUGUACUCCUGGCCAAAGCCAGGAACACCAGCCCCAACCUUGGUGGGGACAGAAGCCCCAAGCCCCUUUCUCCAAUGAAGAGCCCUGGAACCCCACCCAGGGAGGGACUGCUGGCCCCACUGGGCCUGCUGGCCUUCCUGACCUUGGCAGUAGCCACACUGUAUGGGCUGUCCAUAGCCAUACCUGGGCAUUAGGCCAAGGAAGGGCUGACUAAUAAAGACCCUCUCACAGCGCUGAGUGAUCACUCACCUCUAUGCUCCGUGGCAGCCUUAGAGCCUCCUGCACUUCUGCCCACACUCAGAGACCUGGGGCCAGGACACAGAAAGUGGCAGUCCUUGUUAUCACCCUUCAUAGCAGGAUGAUGAGACGUCUGAGCCCAAUAAAAGUGAGGGAAAUGAACUCCA